This is a messenger RNA of Aplosporella prunicola CBS 121167, 1452 nucleotides long. RefSeq lists its product as uncharacterized. Lineage: Eukaryota; Fungi; Ascomycota; Dothideomycetes; Botryosphaeriales; Aplosporellaceae. The transcript has a single exon. Bases 1 to 1452 code for a protein of 483 amino acids. The record is from RefSeq and is a predicted model, not a curated record.
AUGGCGCAUCGCACCAAUCCGUCGCAGUCGGAUGCGACUCUACAACAACACAUUCGCAGCGCCUCCGAGGCCUCGCAAGAACACCGCAGGAAUCAGGAACGCCUGAUGGAGACGAUUCACUCCCACACCAACGGCAAGGACCUGCCGCUCCGGACCAUGUACAUUCUUAACUGCGCCUCGCGCGGCCAGGCGACGUCGCAGCCCAAGCCCGCCGACCGCGCCCACGAGCAAAACUUUACCAGCAUUCUUCAGCAGGAAAUGUCCCAGUUGCCACUCCAAAGAACGUCGCUGCCGCUCGUCUUCGUCCGCAAGUUUGUGCGCGACACCUUCUGCCAAGACCAGCUCAGCCGCGUCAACUUUUCGCAAGCCCUCACUGCACUUGAUUACUUCAAGGAUUUGGAGAUGCGGAGGAUCAACACGGUUCAGGAGAUGUGGCACAGACUGGGCGUUGACGUGCGCGCCACCCCAGGGGGCAGUCUCGGCGAGCUGGCCCACCUUAUUGACCUCAAGGAGCGCUACCUGACCGAGAUGUAUGCUUGGCUGUACGUCUAUCUUCGCCAGUGGAUUCUCAUCCACGAGAUCAAGAUGCAACCCUUUGACAAGCACAACUGUCUUGCCAUGCUCAACACCCUGUGGCCGCCCAUCCCCACGUCAAUCCCCGAGGGAAUCCCGCCCGCGGUGGUCCAGUCGCAGCGCAAGGACUUUUUCAAGGCAAUCAAUUCCAUUCCUGGCCGGGGCACGGUUGAGCUCCAGCGCCUCAUCACCCAGGAUGCAAAGGAGGGUGAGCCCGAUGGCUGGCCGGAGACUGCUCGCAUGAUGGACAUCUACAUCGAGAAGGUCGACGAAAUCAUCGAGUUUAGCGAGAAGAUGCGGAACACCGCCGACGUCGACCUCCACGUUGCUCCUCCCUCUGCUUCGCUCAACGGCUACGCCAUCAACAGGGAGCCCGUCUUGGCGCCUCUCUAUGACCUCAGCGCUCCUGACACAUGCAAGGAAGAGUACACGGUAUCGCGCAAGGGCCGCAAGGUCGAUUCGGGUAUUAGCUUCGGCUCUGCAUUCAGCAAGCGUCCCUCGACCAGUGGCAGCACCAGCUCGGCUGGCAGCGUGACGAGGCAGGAUUCCACGACUCCGGAAGUCGUCGAGAACAAGCGCAACAGCCAGAGCAAGAUGGGCCGGGUCCUCAACAAGCUCCACCGCAAGAAGACGACGCCUGACCUCAAGCUGCCCGACGAGCCGGAGCAACAACCCGAGGAGAAGAGGGGGUCGCUUCGCAAGAUGCGCUCUUUCGGCGCCCUUGCCUCCGACUUCAAGCACAGAAGCUCGAGCCGGUCGGGUAUGGGCUCGCGCCAGGGCAGUGCCUGCGAACCCUUCGACGCUGAGGAGAUGAAGCGUCAUCGCAUGGCUUACGAGGCCAAGACGGGCAAAUUCCUCACCGUGAGCGAGCCCUUCUAA